AUGGAGGAUCUGGAUGAUGCCGCGCCAGAUUGGAUCACGGGUCGCACCACCUCGGCGGUCAUCCUCGAACGCUUCGCCACCAAAUUCGACUACUUGCCUCAACGCCCGCCGUCGCAGCAGCAGCCUGAACAGAAUUCGGAGCCCCAGCAAGAAGAGGCAAAGCCAGAGGAGAAGAAGAUUGCUCAUCAAGACGACGAUCUUUCGGUGCCUCCAUCACGUGUUCCCGACGCUGAGGACAGUGUCUUGGUCAACCAAUCAUCUCCGGUGAAGCUGUUGGAGGAGUACGACCCGGAGGAAACAUCCAUCUCGGCGCGACCGUUCGCUUAUGUCGCAGACCACGUCAUUCGCAUAGAUUUGAGCGCCAACGUAUUGGAGGAAAUCGCCAAAUACGAGGCUCUCGUCAAGGAGAGGGAUGAGGGCAAUUGGUUUGAAAGGCUCCGCGAUGAGCUGCAAAUGGGGAUGGCAAAGGCGCCGCCUAUUGAGUGGUAUGUCGUCGUCAAUGGAGACGAGGAGCGCGGCGUGCCUCAGGACGAUGAUGAGGACAGCUUCGACAGCGAAAUGAGAGAAGUUGAGGAAUUGAAUUUGGGCGAGGAGGGGAGCGAAGCAAAGCGUGAGCAGGAGACAACCAGUCCCUCAAAACAGCGGAGUACGAACAGCCGGCCCGUUGACCAGCAGCACUCUCUGCGGCACAAGAUCUCGAGGGCAGGCCUGCGACGUUUAUUUAGCAAAAAGGAAGCUUCCGAGUAA
Messenger RNA from Trichoderma breve, 747 nucleotides. RefSeq lists its product as uncharacterized. The transcript has a single exon. Lineage: Eukaryota; Fungi; Ascomycota; Sordariomycetes; Hypocreales; Hypocreaceae. The coding region runs from base 1 to 747 and encodes 248 amino acids. The record is from RefSeq and is a predicted model, not a curated record.